UGUAAUUGGACAAUUAGCUCCAAAAUGCAAAUGGAGCAGAACUUAUAAAAAUGUCUCACCCUGUGAGCUGCUGUCCAUUUUGUGACCGUUUUGGUUCAUCUUGGGUGCAGCCCUGGCUGGGCUCUUGUGCUGCCCAAGGUGCAUCCACUGAGGCCUUUUAGGAAAUCCCUGCUUAAUGAACUCACCCUGUCUGCUCUCUGUACUGGGUCAGCCUUCACAAGGCAUCGCUGGAAUGAUGGAACGGGUGCAUCAGGUGAAAGAAACCUUGCUCAUGUGGGGCUCCUGAUAAAAAUCAAGAGGGUUUGCAAGAAGAGAACUGCAAGGGAAGGACUCACAGGGAGUCAAAGAGGUGAGGGUGGGUGCAUUGCCCACAACUUCCAGAACAAACAUGAUGUUCUAAAAUUGGCUCUGGUUUUAGAAGGACGUCAGAUCCCUCAGAUCAGACCCGUGAUGGAGUGGGUUAAUGCCCAAUGCCAAGACUGACUGAAUUCCCCUCUCACACUGCUGAGACAUGCAACUUGUGGAGAGAUUCUUCAGAUGAGUCUGCCUUCUGUGGUUUCCUGGAGUCUGGUGUCAGGCUAUAAAACCCUGCUGGGAGCAGGAUGAGACCCCAGAAGCAGCCCCACCUCGACGGGAUCCACAGAAGGCCGUGAUGGAGCACCUGCAGAGCCUCCUGCUGCCCCUGCUGCUGCCCCUCGUGCUGGUGAUGUGCCCCCCAGUCAGCAGCAAUCAUCCCUGGAAGUGGAGGGAGAGAGGAGGAGAAGCCAAGGCACCCUCCAGGACACAGCCCACCCCCUACGUGGCCUUUCUGCAGGGGAAGGACAACCACUCCUGUGGAGGCUUCCUGGUGGCUCCAGGCUGGGUGAUGACAGCAGCUCAGUGCCUCGAGCACAAACCUCUGACUGUCGUCCUGGGAGCCCACACCCCGCAAAGGAGAGAGGAAAGCUGGCAAACCUUCCAGGUCAAGGAGUACCACUGCCACCCAGGCUUCACGAGCCCCAAGGAGGGCAACGACAUCCUCCUGCUGAAGCUGAAUGGCAAUGCCACCAGCAGUGGCCACGUCAGGCCCAUUUCCUUUGAGAAGUCCAAAGUUCGGGGUGGCACCGAGUGCAGCGUGGCUGGCUGGGGCGACAGGACAGCCACUGUCACCGUCCUCAGGCAGAGGGACUGCCUCAGCCACUACCCAGGCCUUGCUGACAACUUGAUUUGUGGCCGCAGCAGAUCCUCCAGGGUACCUGAAAAGGGUGAUGCUGGGGAUCCUCUGGUCUGCAACAACAAAGCCUUUGGCAUCUUCUCCUACAGGCACAGCAACUGGCCUGGCUUCUACACACACAUUGCUCCUUUCCUCCCCUGGGCCAGCAGUGUCAUGAAGUCCUCGUGACCCUGCUCCCCCUGCAGAGCUCGCCCUCCAGAGCCCCAUCCUCAGCAGCUUGCCUUUCCUUUCUCCCUGGAAACAUCUGCCACGGCUCCUCGUGGACGUGGCAAGGACUUCUGCACAGCCAGGCCGAGCUCUGCCCGGGCUGGGGCUGGCACGGAGGGGGUGCCUUGGCUGGGUUUGUGCCCUGGGCACGCUGGGCUCCUUCAGGGCUGCCCUGACUGUGCCCUCCGUGGCUCCAGCUCUGCACAGGAGGCAGCAGGACAGCCCCAGAGCGGGGCCGGCAGCUGAGGGGAUGUCUGGAACCCUCAGGGGAAGAUCAGAGGGAUGCAAAGAGCAGCCUGCCAUUCGUGGCGUGUCUGGGUGUCCUCUGCCCAAGCUCUGAGCUGCAGGAUUGCCCAGGCUCCAAGGAGGACACUUCCAGUGCUCCACUGCUGCUGCCCCUCCCUCUGAAACCUGCUGCCUCCUGUCUCCCCUCCCUCCAGUGUUGUAAGAACACAGAAAACCAAUAAAUCUCAUCAGCAUUUGAAAGCCUUUUCCCUGGUGCCAUUUGGAUUUCUCUGGGCCUCUGGCUCCAGUGCUGAGCAGCUCAGGAGAAAGCCACAGCUCCAAGGGCUG
Motacilla alba alba is the source of this 1993-nucleotide messenger RNA. RefSeq names its product granzyme G-like. Bases 653 to 1381 code for a protein of 242 amino acids. Gene Ontology annotation, biological process: proteolysis. The record is from RefSeq and is a predicted model, not a curated record. The transcript is spliced from 5 exons. Gene Ontology annotation, molecular function: serine-type endopeptidase activity. NCBI's taxonomy places the organism in Eukaryota, Metazoa, Chordata, Aves, Passeriformes, Motacillidae.